AUGCCAGAACAAGGAUCAGUACUGCAGUCUCGAGUGGUUCGCAGAAGAAACCCACGCCCCAUUAAUUCAUGCGUCGAGUGCCGAACUCGGAAGUCGCGAUGCUCCAAAACGCACCCCUGCCAGAAUUGCACAGCCUUUGGUCGAGAAUGUGUCUUCAUCACCGUUCCGGAGAGCGCGGCGCGCAAGAAAGAGCGGGAACAGAGGGAGCGCGCAUCUUCGAAAUCUGGAUCCAACGUUACUGUACCGGACUGGACUAGAAACAUCCCGGUGCGCACGCAAAGCUCCACCAGCCUGCCUGAUCAUGAGCCAUACGAGAACCCGAAUUCGGUCAACACGACCACGCCAGGAACUCCGCCCAGAGAUUACGAGUGGCAGGAGUAUCAACAGGAUGUCGAGGUUGAUGGAGAUGCUUGGGAGAGGCUCCCAGCGGAACCCGAAGAGACCCAGGACGAUGUCUACGAGGAUGAGAACGACGACGAAGAUCAGAUCGCGACAGACCUCACCAUAAGGAUUGGGAGGAUGAUCAUCUGUGAAAAUGUGACUGGCUUCUUUCGCCCUCAGUAUGCCGAAGAGCUGGGCAAGCUUCUCGCCGAGCGCAACGCCUCAAUCUCGUCAGUCGCUGGCCAAAGACAGUCGCAGUCAUCUGCGCUUCUGUCGGCAGAACAGAUGCCUUCACUUGCGCCGGCAUUGAACCUGCUGCUCGGUGGCUCGAUAUCUGCACACAGCAACAAUGACAUUAGUGCCCCGCAGCUCCCGACCAAGAUGGAAGCUGAGGCGCUCUUCCAGCGCUACCUCGACGCUGUCGAUCCGAUGGCCCAUGUCCUGCAUAUUCCUUCAUUCAAACGCCUUUUUGAGCGAUUUUGGAUGCACGUUGAAAUUGGCAGCCCUAAUCAGAACUCGUGUACUGCUCUGAUAUUGGCGGUAUGUAUGGCCGCAGCUGCAUCAGUAUCACCACUGCAAGCGAAGUCACAAUUCGGUAUUACCAAAGAAGACUUGUUCUUGAGGCUACAAAAAGCCACCGAGCGGGCUCUGCUACGUGCCAAUUGGGCAAAGACGUCAAAUAUCAGAACACUGCAAGCGCUGACCAUAUAUUUGAUCCCUCUUUGCAGAGCCCAGAUAUCAAGAGCCACGUCUGUUGUAGUGGGCGCACUUGUACGCUUAGCACAAUGUAUAGGCAUACACCGUCUCAGCCACAGCUCUGCGACCAGCCUUACACCGUUGCAGCGCCAUGUCCGAUCGUUGCUAUGGUACCAGAUCUGCUUCCUCGACUUCAAGACUGCCGAGGCGCAAGGCCCCCAUCCAUCAAUCCGAUCUGACGAUGUCGACAUCGCUAUGCCCCUUAAUGUGAACGACGAUGUUUUUGAGUUCGGAACCUCAGAAUGGCAGCAGAACCCAACCUCAGUUCACGGAUGGACAGACGUCACUCUAUCGCUCAUUCGAUAUGAGUGCAACGAGAUCCAUCGUCUCAUUUUCCGAGGCAGAAUCGAGAUGGAUCGUAAACAUAUUACACUUCACGACCUGCGCGGUCGCGUCGAAGCGCGAAGACGCCAAAUUCAGAACAAGUACCUGCAAUUCCUUGAUGCUACAGUACCUAUCCAGCGAUACGCAGGCCUCGUCGCCACUCUCCUCAUGUCACGCUGCGAUUCGAUGCUCCUCUACCGCCAUCUUCCCCAAACCUCUCUCCAACCGCGCUCAGAAUCCGAGAACCGUCUCCGCGACGUCCUUCUCACUGCAGCCCUUACGACCCUCGAGAUCGGUGCAACCCUGGAUACCCUCCCAUCCCUCAGCUCCUGGGCCUGGUACUCAACCACGUACCAACAAUAUCACGCCGUCCUCCUGCUCCUCACCGAACUCUACCGCACGCCGGACCUCCCGCGCAAAGACCGCAUGAUGACCAUGAUCGACCACAUUUUCGGGCACUGCUACGGCAUCGGCGUGCGCGAGCGGUGUUCUGACCUGUUAUGGACCGUAAAGGAGAACCUCGAGGCCUUCUACGUAAUGAAGGGCUUCAACAAGAAGCGCCAAAACCUCGCACCCCAACAACACCCCACGCUACAACCCCUCCCCUCAUUCUCCUCCACCUCGCCCAACUUCGUAAACACCCCGCGCAUGGCCCCAGGCCCGCCGGGCCAGCUGCACCGCACCACGACGCUGGACGGGCUGAACGUCGACUUCGACAGCAUCCUGGGCAGUCUGAACGGCGGGGGAAAUCCAGACGAUUUCGACAUCUUCAGCAACAUGGGGAGCAACAACGGCGGACACGAUGGGAAUGCGAUUUUCGUGCCUGUGGACAGCAGCAGCGGGCAAGGCGGUGGGGAUUUCGGGACUACGAGUCCGAAUGGCGGGUUGCAGCAAUGGGAGAACUGGAACUUUCCCAACCCGCAACCAAAGUACGAGAAUUAG
This is a messenger RNA of Ascochyta rabiei, 2403 nucleotides long. RefSeq lists its product as uncharacterized. The transcript has 4 exons. NCBI's taxonomy places the organism in Eukaryota, Fungi, Ascomycota, Dothideomycetes, Pleosporales, Didymellaceae. Bases 1 to 2403 code for a protein of 800 amino acids. Gene Ontology annotation, molecular function: zinc ion binding; DNA binding; DNA-binding transcription factor activity, RNA polymerase II-specific. Gene Ontology annotation, biological process: regulation of DNA-templated transcription; DNA-templated transcription. The record is from RefSeq and is a predicted model, not a curated record.